Molecule: messenger RNA, 336 nt
Organism: Staurois parvus
Lineage: Eukaryota; Metazoa; Chordata; Amphibia; Anura; Ranidae
Source: the annotation of a GenBank genome assembly
CUGCUUUGUAUGGCUCUGCAUAGCAGAGCCAUACAAAGCAGUGUGCUUACAGUGGAAAACAAUCACACAGCACACAGGGAAACAGCACACAGUUAACCCUUUGAUCGCCCACGUUAACCCCUUCCUGCCCAGUGCCAUAUGUACCAGGGACAGACUGACAAAUCAUGGGGCCCCCGGGCAAUAGGGGAUCAUGGGGCCCCUGUGUCCUCGCCCACACUCAAACCACACCCAAAAAAGCCUAUGAAAGGUACUAGGGGCAUCUCAUGGGGCCCCCUAUGUACCCCGGGCCCUCAGGCAGUGCCCGAGUAUCCGAAUGGUCAGUCCGCCCCUGGUAUG